AUGUUAGACGAUCGAGAGAUUAUAGUUUGCGUUAAAGGUUACGAACUGAAUCACAUAUCAAAGCCUUUAAGUUUAGAUGAACUAAAAAUUCUGAUGGAAUUUUAUGCAAAGUGGCACAGCAUUUCUAUUGCCAUGAAAACAUUGGAGCCGCAGAUUUGGAAAAACACAAUUUAUAAUUUAAAUUACUGGAAAUCAUUUAUAGUUGAGGCGCCAGCAAUGCAGAUAUUUAGUAAGUUUCACAAAUGCAUGUGCAGAAUGUUGAAAUCAAGAAAUGAGCAUGAAAUGCUGAAAAAAAUUGAAAUGUUAGAUUUUGUCCAGAUCGCAAGAGAGUCGAUACAAGAAGACAAUGAGUUAACAGUCGUGGUACACGCAGAUUGUUGGAACAACAAUUAUUUAUUCAAAUAUAAGGACGGGAACGUUAACGAUGUUGCGGUAGUCGACUGGCAAUUAUCAAGUUUAGGAUACAUUCAGAACGAUUUAUCUUGCUGCAUCUUAUCUUGCAUAUCCUCAAAUGAGAUAAACGAGGUCGACACACUCCUGGAAUUUUACUACUAUCAAUUUUCUACAUCUUUGACAUUAAAUAUGGUUUAAUUUCGUUGCCAUAUAUAUUCAGUAAAUCUGUGGAAAAAUCUGAAUCGAAUAAGGAUCCAAAUAACAGAGAA
Molecule: messenger RNA, 662 nt
Organism: Aethina tumida (small hive beetle)
Lineage: Eukaryota; Metazoa; Arthropoda; Insecta; Coleoptera; Nitidulidae
Exons: 2
Coding region: 1-591 (196 amino acids)
Source: RefSeq, a predicted model, not a curated record